GAGGGGAGAAACGAGAGGGGCCGGAAAGAGCCGAGAGGGACCGGAAAUAGCCGAACGAGGCCGGAAGGAGCCGAGUGGGGCCGGAAAGAGCCGAGCAGAGCCGAAGAAAGCCGAGCGUUUCCGGAAAUAGCCGAGCGAAGUCGGAAGAGACUGGAGAAACCGGAAGAGGCUCCAGAGGAGACCGGAAGCGGAAGUCUCGGCGCAGAGGAGUCAAGAUGGCGGCCGCCUGCGAUAACUGCGCGGCCUCCGUUGCUCCGUACACGUGUCCCCGCUGUAACCGCCGCCUCUGCUCACUCAGCUGCUACCGGGGACACGGAGCAUGCGCAGAGGCCUUCUACCGGGAGCAGGUGAUGAGGGAACUGCGCUCCGAACCGAAACCGGAACCGUCGGAACGGGCCCGGAUGGGGAAAGCACUGAGGGAGGUCGGCCAUGUUGGGGAGGGAGGACCGGAAGUGGGAGGACCGGAAGUGGAAGGACCGGAAGUGGAAGGACCGGAAGGGCUUUGGGGGAGGCUGAGCGAGGAGCAGAGGGCCGACUUCCGGCGGAAGUUGAGGAGCGGAGAGGUCUUCCGGUUCCUGCCGCAAUGGAGGCCGUGGUGGUGGGGGGGGGAAAGGGGAACCAACAUGGCCGACAAGAGAGAAGCCAAUAUGGCCGCCAAUGGUGAAGUCAACAUCAUGGCCAAUGAGAGGACGGCCAACAUGGCUGCCAAGAGAGAAGGCAACGUGGUCAACAAGAGCACAACCAAUAUGGCCGCCAAUGAGAGGAUGGACAACAUGGCCGCCAAGAGCAAAGCCAACAUGGCCGCCAAGAGAGGAGUCAACAUGGCUGCCAAUGGGGGCAAAGCCAACAUGGCCGCCAAUGGGGAUGGAGCCAACAUGGCCGCCAAGGGAGAAGUCAACGUGGCCAACAGGAAGGAGGAGCAGGACUGCAGGGUCCCCAAUGGCAAUGGGGUCAAUAAGGACAAUGGGGUCCCCAAUGAUGAUGACAGUGGGGUCCUUGAUGACAAUGGGGUCCCUAAAGACAAUGGAGUCUCUGAUGACAAUGGGAUGCCCAAUGAUGAUGACAAUGGGGUCUCCAAAGACAAUGGGGUCCCCAAAGACAAUGGGGUGCCCAAUGAUGACAAUGGGGUCUCCAAAGACAAUGGGGUCCCCAAUGAAGACAAUGGGGUCCCCAAAGACAAUGGGGUCCUUAAAGACAAUGGGGUCCCCAAAGACAAUGGGGUCCUUAAAGACAAUGGGGUCCCCAAUGAAGACAAUGGGGUCCCCAAAGACAAUGGGGUGCCCAAAGACAAUGGGGUGCCCAAUGAUGACAAUGGGGUCGCUGAUGGCAAUGGGGUCCCCAAUGAAGACAAUGGGGUCCCCAAAGACAAUGGGGUCCUUAAAGACAAUGGGGUCCCCAAUGAAGACAGUGGGGUCCCCAAAGACAGUGGGUUCGCUGAUGACAAUGGGGUCCCCAAUGAUGAUGACAAUGGGGUCCUCAAAGACAAUGGGGUCCUUAAAGACAAUGGGGUCCCCAAUGAUGAUGACAAUGGGGUCGCUGAGGACAGUGGGGUCCCCAAAGACAAUGGGGUCCUUAAAGACAAUGGGGUCGCUGAUGAUAAUGGGACCCCCAUUGAACCCAAUGUAUCCCCCAUUGACCCCGACUCGUUCCCAUUGGGCAUCCCGGGCCCGAUGCCGCCCCCUCCCCUUUUUGUGCCCCCCCUCAGCUCCUUCCCCUCCCCCCCCCCGUCCCCAUUGCUCCGUUUCCAGCUGCCCAACCUUCUCUAUGGUUACGCCUUCGCCCUCAGCCUCCAUAACGGGGACGACUCCCUCCUCCCAGAUGUCCCGGCCGCCAUCAUGGCCGUCUCUUCCUCUUUACGUUCCCGGCGGCCAUUUUGUUCUACCGUGGAAGCCAUAUUGGACGCCCGGCGUUGCGUUAAAUCCUAUGGGUACCCUCAGUGUCCAUUGGGGGAUGUUGGGACCGUUCGGGCCGUGGCCGAGUUGAUGAGGGGCCGCAGUCGGUUCCGACCCACUGAGGACGUGGAGGCGGCGCUGCAUCAUGUGGGGCUGAUGAUGGAGGGGGGCAGGAGGAGGAUG
This is a messenger RNA of Coturnix japonica (Japanese quail), 2075 nucleotides long. RefSeq names its product zinc finger HIT-type containing 2 (gene ZNHIT2). The record is from RefSeq and is a predicted model, not a curated record. Lineage: Eukaryota; Metazoa; Chordata; Aves; Galliformes; Phasianidae.